AACAAUCUUUUGUAACCACCCCCCUGAACGCAUUACCAUGGCUGACAGUAGCUCUCUCCCAUUUCGUCCAAGCCUGGACUAAGACACUAAUACUACAACUAACAGAACAAGACUGGUACACGAUCUUCUCCUACACCUUCCAUGCACACACUAGUGUCUUCCUUCAAGAAACCAAUUAUACACUUCUAUCAAGGUGGUAUAACACUCCAGCGAAAAUCCACAAAUGUGUCCCAUCACAGCCCUCAACAUGCCGGAGAUGUGGCUUAGCUAUGUGCAACCUAGAGCAUAUUUGGUGGUCGUGCCCCAGAAUAACAGGGUUUCAGAUUCAGGUACAAGAAAUCACAGGGCAUAAGAUCACACUGGAACCUGCAAAAAUUAUCUUCCAUUUCACUGAU
Molecule: messenger RNA, 395 nt
Organism: Pelobates cultripes (western spadefoot toad)
Lineage: Eukaryota; Metazoa; Chordata; Amphibia; Anura; Pelobatidae
Source: the annotation of a GenBank genome assembly